Neodiprion virginianus is the source of this 1886-nucleotide messenger RNA. RefSeq names its product probable cytochrome P450 9f2. NCBI's taxonomy places the organism in Eukaryota, Metazoa, Arthropoda, Insecta, Hymenoptera, Diprionidae. Gene Ontology annotation, molecular function: heme binding; iron ion binding; oxidoreductase activity, acting on paired donors, with incorporation or reduction of molecular oxygen. The coding region runs from base 109 to 1635 and encodes 508 amino acids. The transcript has a single exon. The record is from RefSeq and is a predicted model, not a curated record.
CAUCGCGUUGAUACAUCAGUAACAACCGUGGAUCCGACUGAAGUGAGUCCUCUCACUGGAUUCGCAGACUGUCGAGUUGUGCGAUCGCGGUGCGAGCAUCGAAUCGCGAUGUAUUAUAUUUACAUCGCUUGUGGAAUAAGCCUGCUGGGCGCUUGGUGUUACCAUUACUUAACGAAGAACAACGGAUACUGGGAAAAGAAAUGCGUACCUUGUCCGAAGGGCGCCGUGCCAGGGUUCGGACACUUCUUUUCCAUGUACUUGAUGCGGAAAAACGUGUUUCAAUUGGGGGAGGAGUUUUACAAUGAAAUGCCCGGCAGAAGUAUGGUCGGACUUUACAACGCCGGCAAUCCCACACUCUUAGUGAGAGAUCCCGAACUGGUGAAAGCUGUGCUUCAAACGAGUUUCGCAAGCUUCAAUUCAAACGGCAUAGAGGUUGACCCUCAAUUGGACCGGCUGGGAGCCAAAAACCCGUUCUUUCUUGUUGGUGAUGAGUGGAAAAGUUCUCGUCAGCUAUUAUCCUUGGCCUAUACGCCGGGGAAGCUCAAAUACAUCUACGAGUCGAUAAACGUUGUCUGUGCGAGUUUUGUCAAGUAUCUGAAUAACAAAGUCAAUCAAGGAAACGGCGAGUUCGAAAUUGAGUUGAAGGAUCUCUACUCGAAGUUCACCGCAGAGGUUGCCGCCAGUUCAGCGUUUGGCGUUGAAGGUCAUUCCUUCAGCGAGGACGAAGACGGGACCUUUACAAAAAUCGGAAAAACUAUCUUCCAACCGACGAUCAUCAAGGGAAUAAAGACCAUGUUAAUACUGUUCGUACCCUUGGUUGCGAAAGUUUUAAAAGCACGCUUCAUGCCACUUGAAGUCCAACAAUUGUUGGUGAAGCUUGUCAAAGACAUGAUAAAGUACAGAACCGAUCAUAACGUGCAGCGUAAAGACUCCCUGCAGUUGAUGAUCGAUUUGAAAAAAUCCGGCACCAUCGAUCCGAGCACUGGCAGAGAAUACGACGACGAAACUAUCAUCGGACACGCGACAACAUUUUUCAUCGAAGGAUACGAGACGUCAAGCGUUACGCUGAGUUUUUUCGCACACCUGUUGGCGAGUCAUCUUGAAAUUCAACAACGCGUUCGCGAGGAAGUUUUGACCGUCGCUGAAAAGCACAAUGGAAUCACGUACGAGGCACUUCAAGAAAUGACGUACCUCGAACAAGCGCUGUACGAAUCGAUGAGGAUUUAUCCCGCCGCCGGGACUUUGUUCAAAGUCUGUACGAGCAAAAUCGAAUUCCAAGGAUCCGACGGAAUUACCUGUGAAGUUGAACCUGGAACCUCUGUGAUGAUAUCACUGGCCGGAAUGCAAAAGGACCCCGAGUACUGGCCGGAUCCUGAAAAAUUUGAUCCUGACCGUUUUUCCGAAGACAAUAAACAGGCCAGGCACAAAUUUCUUUACAUUCCUUUCGGAGGAGGUCCUCGAGCCUGCAUCGGUAUGCGAAUGGCCAUGCUGCAAAUUAAGGCAGCAAUUGCUACGACGCUCGGGAACUUCACUCUUGAAGUGUCACCGAAAACUCAGCUUCCUAUAAAACUAAACCCGUUUUACUUCAUGGCAGCGGCUAAAGGCGGACUGUGGGUGAAGAUAAAACCUUUGUAAUUUGUGCAACCUAUUUCUGUUUUCACACUUUCCGAGACAACGAACGAGAACGUAGCAUUUUAACAUUUUCCAUUUCGAGAGCUCUCCAACAACGCGUUGAGAAAAUACUGUAACCGUGAAAGCCACAUUUCAAACACUAAUUGACUAUUGUGAUAGAAAUCUACGUUGUUUGAUAAUAAAGUCUGCCUAAUCAAAACGAUGUACUAUACGGAUUAAAAACGCUGCAUCAGUGAUUGAUGUAUUUUCAUAAA